AUGGCUUGGGACGCUGCUACUAUGUCUUCAAAUACUAUGGUCUCCAGCGAUGUCUACUCGGAUUUGUUGAGCUUCACCUUCGAUGGCCCGAAGCCCUACAACCGGAACCAGCCAUUGUUCAUUGAUGCCGAGGAUCCAUCUCGAUCAUUCACAGCCGCCCAGUUCCGACAGCUAGUCCGGACUCUGAUCGCGGGAUUGAAGGCCCAUAAUGUCAAGACGGGAGAUUGUGUCUUGCUACACUUGGGAAAUAGCAUCCUAUAUCCCGCCCUCUUCUUCAGCAUCAUCGGCGCUGGAGGAGUCUACAUGGGCUCCAACCCACGCAGCGCCCCGCAAGAACUCGACCAUAUAAUCAGCCUCGCCGAACCAAAAGUAAUCCUCACCACCCGCGAUGCCCUUCCCACCGUCCUCGACGUCUCCGCCAACCGCGGAAUCCACCCAGCCCAAGUCUGCGUCCUCGAUGACCGCGCCAUCGACCACUGUGCCCAGCUGUUCCUGUGGCACGAACUGGGCUUCUCAACCGUAAGCCAGUUCUUCGCGAUGUCCGGCAAAGAUUCUCAACACUCCAACUUCGCAAACCUCCUCUGCUACGGCGAAAGCGACUGGCUGAAAUUCAACGACCCGGUCGUCGCAAAAGCCACGCCCGCAGCCAUGUUCUCGACUAGUGGUACAGGCGGCCUUCCCAAAGCAGCUAUCCUGUCCCACUAUGCGAUCGUCGCACAGCAUCGCGCUAUCUAUUACGACGUCCCACACCCAGUUAGCAGGCUCAUGGCCCUGCCCAUGUUUCACCUCUUCGGUGCGCUCUGGACGCACCUAUUCCCUGUUCGCUAUGGACACCCGCUGUUUGUCCUGCCACGAUUCGAAACUAAGGAGUUCUUGGCUGCUGUUCACAGGUACCAGAUCUCCGAGACGUAUCUGGUCCCGGCUAUUAUUCACUCGCUGAAUCAAUCCACUGUGCCUGUGAGCGACUAUCUGUCUUCGCUGCGCUAUGUCGGUGUCGCUGGUGCGCCUAUUGAUGGUGCCUCCAUGCAGCACUUCCGCACCCUCAUCAACCCUGCGGGAUAUGCUUGCCAGAUCUGGGGUAUGACCGAGGUUGGUGUAAUUUUCCAAACUCGCUAUGGUCAACAGGGUGACCCAGGAAGUAUUGGUACUGUUCUUGCCGGCUACGAAGUUAGCUUGGUAGACGCAGAUGGAAACAUCCUCGGCGAUGACUGCCCUGGCGAACUGUACGUGCGUGGCGCCGGUCUGCUGAACGCAUACAAAGGGCGCAGCGAUGCUUUGGAACCUAACGGAUGGUUCCGCACUGGAGAUCUGGCGUAUGUCAAGAACGGCCAGUAUUAUAUCGUUGGGCGGACGAAGGAGCUCAUCAAGGUUCGAGGAUGGCAAGUCGCCCCUGCUGAGCUCGAAAGCGUCCUCCUCCAACUCCCAGGAAUCAGCGACGCCGCCGUCAUCGGCGUGAACAAAGACGGGAUGGGCGAAGUGCCCCGCGCCUUCGUCGUGCGCUCCCGUGAUCCAGCUGUCAGCCGUCUGUCUGCCGAACAAGUCUACAACUACGCACGCCAGCACUUGGCCAGCUACAAGGCUCUUGAUGGCGGCGUUGUGUUCGUGGAAGAGAUCCCGCGCACGGCCAGUGGCAAGAUCCAGCGCUUCCGCCUGUCUCAGAUGAACUCCUACCGCGAGAUGGUGGCCUCACUGCUGGCCCGCUUCGAGGGAGACAGCGCUGCAGCGGCAGCUGCCGCUCGUCGGGAACUCCCCGCUGCAUCUGUUGCUGGACGGGUUGCUGUCUAA
Messenger RNA from Penicillium bovifimosum, 1785 nucleotides. RefSeq names its product adenylate-forming enzyme AfeA (gene afeA). The record is from RefSeq and is a predicted model, not a curated record. Gene Ontology annotation, molecular function: CoA-ligase activity. Lineage: Eukaryota; Fungi; Ascomycota; Eurotiomycetes; Eurotiales; Aspergillaceae. The transcript has 3 exons. The coding region runs from base 1 to 1785 and encodes 594 amino acids. Gene Ontology annotation, biological process: secondary metabolic process.